CAUGAACCAUGAUAGGUAUACAGAUAAAAUUUUCACAGAUUCCACGUAUUUCUGUUUCUUUAACCAAUAUUAGGAUGGGUAAUUUCUUUUAACCAGUUUUCUAUAAUUGCUUUUUUUCAUACAUUAUUUUCGCAUGGCAACUAAAAUCAAUGGGAAGUCGUCGCACUAAAAAAUCAAAUCGAUUACUUCACACUGAUAAGAAACAGCAUCUCUUGAUCUUUAAAGAAUCUAGUUCACAUUAGAUAGAGGUUAUCAAAAAUAUUCGAGAUUAAUUUACAUACUGAUGCUGUUAAGGAAACGUUGAAUGAACGCGAAUCAAAUUAAAUGAUACCAAAUAUUCUACAAUUAUAAUAAAUUCAGCUCAGAUUACCUUGCGACGGAAAUUGACCAUCAUCGCCAUAAUUCGUUAUAAAAUUUGAUUUAUAAAUUUUAACAACAAACAGUAGCGCUGUAAUUCGAUACAAAGCUAUAAAUUCUCGAAAAAAAAAUACGUACAUAAUAAUGUAAUAAAAUAUUUGAUAUCCAAUUUAAGAAUCGAUUCGUUCCCAAUCGGUUUGUAUUCGGAUUCGAUUGGAAUUCCUUACGCGGCUGUAUCAACAAUGUGUCUGUCACAUGCAUCACUGCUACAAGCCCACCCGAAUACUUAGUAAUCGAUUAGUUAAAACGAUUCUCGAAUAAUUCGAAAAAUACUACAUAGGUUCGCUUUAUCGAUUCGAUCUACUCUCGUUAAAUAUCAUUAAAGCCCCCGACUCGAUUUAUUACUAAUCGAUAAACGUGAAUUAUUUGUUUUCGUGUAGAUUUUUGUGAUCUGUUGGCUGUUUAAAUAUUUUAUUGAAAUAAUCCUUUGUUAAUUACGUUCUAGAUUAUAUCGGAUUUAUUUAGGUAGCUUCUAUUAAACAUAAAUACAACGCGCCGGAAUUCUUCUACAAGAAUCGAGUGACGAUUUAGGCCUAGAUACGGAAAGUUAUAAACAUAUCGUUAUCAAAAAACAUUAUUUUUAUUCCACAGUUUUUAGUUUUCCAGAUUUACACAGAGAAGUAUUUUUAAAUUACUUCUAGAUCAAAUAAGUUCAGUACCCCUAGCACGAACAUCUUGCGAAAAAGUAUUCGUAUCGUUAACGUGAGCGUUUUGUAUGGAAACAUAAACAGCGCCUCUAGUGUGCGUAAUAUGAACUAAAUUUGUGAGCACGAACAUAAGUCAAGUAAGUUUCGUAUCGUAUUCGUAACGUAACUAUCGUAACCUUGAGUCGUUUGUAUGGAGAUAGGAAGCACGAAGGUAUAAAUUGACGUAUCGUAUCGUGAUUGUCGAAGGCUGGCUUGCGAGUUUUACGAAAGUUUAUUCACUUUAAAUUUGACAGUGACAAAACUUUCGUCAGAGUUUCUUGGAAGAUUUAAAUAGUAAUUAAGUGAUUGUGUGACCGAAUUUUGCUGAAAAAUGCUUAGAUUAACAAGAAGCACCCAUCGACGUAGCACGUUGUACCAUUAUCUUGCGGCGCGAUUGAUUGUUGAAAGUGGAAAUGUACGAAGAGAAACUAGAGAAAUCUCGAGGAGAGCUCUCCUCAGAAAAAAUAUAGCCAAUAUUAACGUGCAAUAUCUAAGCGAUACAGAAUUUAGAAAUAGAUUUCGUCUCAGUAAGGGAGCAUUUUUGCAUUUAUGUCGCGAAUUAAGGGUCAAAUCUAGUCUAAGACCAAGUAAAAGGAUCAGCCUGGAACAUAAAGUACUGUGUGCUUUAUCAUUUUAUGCUACAGGCUCCUACCAAAGAAUAGUAGGAAUGGCUAAAUGUUUAGGGCAAACCACAGUUAGUAAAUAUGUGAGACAGGUUACUGACGCCCUUGUAACCCCCUCAAUAUUAAAUUACUUUAUAAAAUUUCCUGCGACGCUAGAGCAGCGUAAUAUUAUAAAAAACAAAUUUUAUACAAAAUUUGGCAUCCCUGGAGUAAUAGGAUGCAUAGAUGGGUCUCAUUUUCAUAUAUUCACUCCAAAAAGAGACAUUGAGCAUUUAUUUUAUUGCAGAAAGCAUUUCUACUCACUGAAUGUGCAAAUGAUAUGUGACAGUGAAUGCCGAAUUAUUAAUGUUAAUGCAAAAUAUGGAGGUGCUACCCACGACGCAUUUAUUUGGGAAAAUAGUCAAGCCAAUAGAUAUAUCCAGGACAUAAAUAAAAAUAAUGAACAAGUUUGGUUUUUAGGUGAUUCUGGAUAUCCACAGAGGCCUUGGAUGAUGACACCAAUCCCAGAUGCUGCUGAAGGUACGCCAGAGGCAAAAUAUAAUACCAUCCAUGGGAAAGCCAGAGUUGUAAUAGAAAAUACAUUUGGUAGACUUAAAAAUAGGUGGAGAUGCCUUUGUAAGGACCGGACAUUACACUACACCCCCGAAAGAUGUGCAACUAUAAUUAUGGCAUGUAGCGUUCUACACAACUUAGCGAUAGAUUUUAUGGUGCCCGAUCCUGAAGAAGAUGUCAUAGAUUCUUUAGAAUUAGGAAUAUCAGCAGUUUCUUCAGAAGAACCUCUUCGCGAUCAUGGUUCUAGAGAUGAUUUGAUUCGCGGUAGAACACUACGACAAAUAUUAGUGGAUAGAAUCAAUAGACUACACAUUGUUAAUAAUUAAAUUAAUUUUCCAUUUUUUUUCUAGGUUUUGUGUUACCAUGUGUCAUAAGAGAAUAACUCUAUGAGAACUCUGUCUGUAUUUUUUUUCUUUAUUUGUAAUUUUAAACUCAUUGCACAGAGUGUUAGGUCUUAGCUAAUUGUUUUUUAUUUGUAUUUUCGUGUUGUUACUUUUAAGCUCUAUAUUGUAUUUUAUAGAAAGGUGUUGUCGCUAAGAGACUGUACAUGUGCUGUUAUUUUAAUUUGAAUUUUUGACGGUCAUAAAGAGCUGUUUUGCAGACAAGUUUUAGUAAAUGGUUUUUGAAUGUAGAAAUGGUUUUUCUUUUGUGAUAAAAU
Molecule: messenger RNA, 2936 nt
Organism: Trichoplusia ni (cabbage looper)
Lineage: Eukaryota; Metazoa; Arthropoda; Insecta; Lepidoptera; Noctuidae
Product: putative nuclease HARBI1
Exons: 6
Coding region: 1435-2604 (389 amino acids)
Source: RefSeq, a predicted model, not a curated record